Messenger RNA from Ustilaginoidea virens, 3999 nucleotides. RefSeq lists its product as uncharacterized. Gene Ontology annotation, molecular function: ABC-type transporter activity; ATP binding; ATP hydrolysis activity. The transcript is spliced from 12 exons. Gene Ontology annotation, cellular component: membrane. Gene Ontology annotation, biological process: transmembrane transport. The record is from RefSeq and is a predicted model, not a curated record. NCBI's taxonomy places the organism in Eukaryota, Fungi, Ascomycota, Sordariomycetes, Hypocreales, Clavicipitaceae. Bases 1 to 3999 code for a protein of 1332 amino acids.
AUGAGUGCUGUUGUUGUCGCAGACAGCCAGAGUAUCGAGGCUGAAGGGCACUCCGCCUGUCCCCACGGAGCCGCAUCCGACCAUGGCGAGGAGCGAGAAGCCGCACUUGACCUCGACAAGCCCGGCCGCGCUGAGGAAGCGAAGCCCCGUCCUGAACGCAAUGCUGCCUUCAACGAUUACCUGAGAGUCUUCAAGUAUGCCUCCAAGUGGGAUUUUCUGGCCUACGCGGCUGGUGUUGUGGCCUCUAUUGGCGCUGGCAUCACCUUGCCCUUGAUAAAUGUCGUCUUUGGCAAAUUCGUUAGCAACUUUAGCAGCUUCGCCAACUUCACCGGAGGUGGGAGAGGGAUUGACAAGGAAGAUUUCCAGCGCAAGCUGGAUGAACUAGCGCUGUAUCUGUUUGCGUUGUUCAUCGGUCGUCUCGGACUCAACUACAUCAACAAGUUGUGCUUUCGUAUGAUUGGCAUCAGACUAUCCUCGGCUAUCCGUCUGCACUAUUUGCGUGCCCUCUUCGCCCAGAGCAUUCAUGUCCUGGAUUCCAUGCCGCCGGGAUACGCCACAACCACAAUCACCAGCACAAGCAACACGCUACAGUUGGGUAUUUCCGAGAAACUCGGAGUAUUCGUCGAGUUCAUGUCGACAAUCAUUGCGGCCAUUGUCAUUGCCUUUACAUACAGUUGGUCAUUGACAUUGGUGACUUCGUCCGCUAUCCUCUUCAUCUGCUUAACCGUCUCCAUCAUUUUGCCCUUCAUUGUUAAAGGCAAUGGCAGAGUUACAAAGGCAGAAGCAAAAGCUUCAGCUGUGGCGAGCGAGGCCAUGGCGAGUAUACGUAUGAUCAUGGCGUGUGGCGCGGAAUCUCGCAUUGCCAAAAAGUACGCCGCCUUUGUUGAAGAGGCAAAACGACAUGCGCAGUUCAUGUCUCCCCUUAUCGCGCUUCAGUUUGGGUUGAUUUUCUUCGGCGUGUACGCUGGCUUUGGUCUGGCCUUUUGGUACGGGAUAAAGUCCUUUGUGGAUCGUUCCGUUGGCGAUCUUGGCACAAUUGUGACUGUCAUGUUCUCCGUCAUGAUGGUCGCGUUCUCUCUCGAGCGAAUCUCUACGCCUUUGCUUGCAGUGAGCAAGGCUACCGUCGCUGCCUGUCAGUUCUUCACUGUCAUUGAUGCUCCGGCGCCAAGCAAGGGUCACCUUACACAACCCGAGGUUUCUGCUGGCCACGACAUCUUGUUGGAGAAUGUCACGUUCGCCUAUCCGAGCCGUCCCCACGUCAAGGUUCUGGAUGCAUUGGACUUGCGAAUCGAGGCCGGGAAGAUGACAGCUAUCGUAGGUCCCUCCGGUUCCGGCAAGAGCACGAUAGUGGGACUCAUCGAACGCUGGUACAACUUGAAGGAGCAACCCGUCGUGGCCAAGGCUAUCGAAAAGAACAAGAAGGCAAAGAAGGGCUCCGAAUCCUGUGAUGAAGAAAGCGAGCCGGCCGAGGCUGAGCCGGAGGAGACUGGCCCGCCCGUUGAGCUUGGAGGUACCAUCUCGACGGGUGGACACCGGCUAGAAGACAUCGAACUGAACUGGUGGCGAUCGCAAAUCGGGCUCGUUCAACAAGAGCCUUUUCUCUUCAACGGGACCAUCUACACCAACGUUGCUAACGGCUUGGUUGGCUCACCGUGGGAGAAUGAAUCGGAACAGGCGAAGAAACAGCUCGUCGUGGAAGCGUGCAAGGAAGCAUUUGCCGAUGAAUUCAUUGAAAAACUUCCCAUGGGGUACGAUACGCUUGUCGGAGAUGGCGGUGCCAAGUUAUCCGGCGGCCAGCGCCAACGCAUCGCCAUUGCUCGAUCUAUUGUGCGAAAGCCGAAGGUUUUGAUUCUCGACGAAGCCACAAGUGCCAUAGACGUUCGUGGUGAGCGCAUCGUGCAAGCUGCUCUGGAUCGCGUAGCCAAGGAUCGAACCACCGUCACCAUUGCCCAUCGCCUAUCGACCAUCAAGAAGGCAGAUCGAAUUGUUGUCCUCAAAAAAGGCAGGCUGGUCGAGGCGGGCAGUCACGAGAGCUUGAUCACUAUUGAGAAUGGUGUCUAUGCAGGCCUCGUCAAUGCUCAGGCCUUGUCGCUGGGUACCGAAGACGAAGGCGCCGUCACUGGCGCAGACAAGGAGGAAGACGCAGGCGAGAAGACGUCUGAAGGCGAAAAAAACUGCAAAGCCAAGUCUGGGCAGGAAACGGAUGCGGGGAACAAGGUGGGAAAGCAGAGAAAUCUCGUCACCAGUUUUGGCCGGUUCUUUUACGAGUCAAGAGGCCAAUGGUAUCUCAUGUGCCUGACCGUAUUCUUUGCCGCCUGCGCCGGAGCAGCCAUACCCCUCCAGGCCUACCUAUUCGCCAAGGUCGUCGCGAUUUUUAAAUACGAGUAUGAUCCGCCGCGGCUCAAGUCGGAGGGAAAUUUCUGGUCUCUCAUGUGGUUUGUGCUUGCCAUUGGCGUCGGAACAGCUUACUUUGGCUCGUUCUUCUUCUCGGCGCGCCUAGCCUCCGUCAUCCGCAACAAGUAUCAGCAGAUGUAUUUCGAGGCCAUGCUCCGCCAAAGGGCCUCGUUCUUUGACGACGACGAUAACUCGCAAGGAGCCAUGACGUCUCGGGCCGCCGGGGAUCCGAAGCAGCUCGAGGAGCUCAUGGGCGCCAACAUGGCCAGCGUCUACAUUGCCGUCUUCAGCCUUGCUGGAUCCGUCGCCAUCGCCUUUUCCUUUGGAUGGAAACUGGCACUGGUGGGAAGCUGUGUCGUGGUGCCCGUGUUGGUUGGCUCCUCCUACUGGCGGCUCAAGUACGAGCUCCAGUUCGACAAGAUGAACAGCAAGGUUUUCGAGGAGAGCUCAAAGUUUGCCUCGGAAUCAAUCGGCGCCUUCCGGACCGUCACGGCGCUCACCAUGGAGGGCGUCAUCUGCCGUCGGUUCGAACAGCUCUGCAGAGGCCACGCCAAGACGGCGUUUCGGAAGGCUCGCUGGAUCAGCCUGUUGUUCGGGUUUUCCGACAGCGCCACCAUGGCCUGCCAAGCGCUCGUCUUCUACUACGGAGGACGGCUGCUCCUUAGCGGCGAGUACCAGCUCAUGAACUUUUUCGUGUGCUUCAUGUCUCUCAUCCAGGCUGGCGAGUCGACGGGUCAGGGGCUCAGUUUCGGGCUCAACGCCGCGCAGGCUACGGCGGCCUCGAAUCGCAUCCUCAACCUGAGAGACUCGCAGCUUCGUGGCGAGGGUGCGCCUGGGGCGGGCAUCCCAAGUUGCGAGGGCGGCAUGCGGGUUGAGCUGGAGAACAUUCACUUCAAGUACCCGACUCGCGAGACGCCUGUGUUCCAGGGGCUCAGCUUGAUCAUUGAAAAGGGACAGUUCGCAGCCCUUGUUGGAGCGUCUGGCUGUGGAAAGACGACCAUCAUUUCUCUCCUUGAGAGAUUCUACGACGUUGACGAGGGGCGGAUUCUUUGCAACGGCAUAGAUGUCACCAAGAUCAACGUCUACGCCUACCGCCGCCACCUUUCCCUCGUCGCCCAAGAAGCCACCCUCUUUCAAGGAACCUUUCGUGAAAACAUACUUCUUGGCGUCGACGACACAGCCAUUGGCGAGGCGCAGCUCCACCAAACCUGCCGGGACGCCUCCAUCCACGACUUCAUAGUCUCCCUCCCCGAGGGCUACGACACCAACAUUGGCUCCAGAGGCGUCACGCUAUCCGGGGGCCAGAAGCAACGCGUGGCCAUAGCGCGAGCCCUCAUCCGCAACCCGGACAUUCUGCUGCUCGACGAAGCAACCAGCUCCCUGGACUCGGAGAGCGAGCGGCUCGUCCAGGCGGCUUUCGAGCGCGCCGGCCGGGGACGAACCAUGGUCGUCGUGGCGCACCGGCUGGCGACCGUGCAGAACGCCGACGUGAUUUUCGUGCUGGGCGAGGGAGGCAAGUUGCUCGAGCGGGGGAACCACGCGGACCUGCUGAAGAAGAGGGCUGUGUACUGGCAAAUGUGCCAAAGCCAGGCGCUGGAUCAAUGA